Molecule: messenger RNA, 2730 nt
Organism: Homarus americanus (American lobster)
Lineage: Eukaryota; Metazoa; Arthropoda; Malacostraca; Decapoda; Nephropidae
Product: katanin p60 ATPase-containing subunit A-like 2
Exons: 18
Coding region: 101-2080 (659 amino acids)
Molecular function (GO): protein binding; ATP hydrolysis activity; ATP binding
Source: RefSeq, a predicted model, not a curated record
UCAGGUGACCCACCAGGUGCGCACAGCCCGCUCACACCACGGGCCUCCCACUGCACCCCCGCCGACCCAUGCAAGCCAGGCGCCCCCCACUAACGCAUAAAUGCGUGAUGUCAUCCAAUCACCUGUCUCUUCAGUCCUUACGGGCGGCCAGCCAAGCCAAGGAGCUGCUCUACCCCCCCAGAGAGGUGGUGGAGGAGGGGUAGGAACGUGUGCUGGUGAUGGAGGUGCUGGUGGUCCUGGUGGAGGUACAGGGGGAGAUAUACACAUGCUGCUGCCUGCCUUGUUACUCCCCCCAUGCCAGGCGGACAAGCGAGCUGAGAUCAGGAGAAAGUCGCUCAUUAUACUGGUACAUCACUACCUAGACCAAGAAGGGUAUGGGGACGCAGCCAAGACACUGGUUCAGGAGGCGAGGCUCAACACCGAUCAGUUCACCGUCUGUGACAGCGUCGACCUCUCCAACAUCCUGCAGGAGUAUGAGUCCUGGUUUGUGGUCAAGUACCAGAGAUACCCAAAGCUGGCCAAGCGGAUGUUGGUACCAAGACCCACACCCAAGCCUCACCGAUGCGGCCACACGGAUGACGAUACCAACAAUGGCAAACAAGAGACGCUGACGGGAAAGAAGAGCCCCUUCUUCAGAAGGAGGUCACUGCCACGGCACGGAGGGUCAGGGGGCAGUAUGGGUCGUGCUGCCAGUGACCCCAGUCUGAGUGACGACGUCUGCAGCACCACUGAGGGCGGUAGAGGUCAUGGCCGUUCCCGUAACUCCGUCAGGAACAAGAUAAUCGACAACAAGAAGAGGGAGGAACUCGGCAGGGGACCGCUCGUGGGUCGGCGGGUGUCCGGGGGAGGCGCCCUGAGGAGUCCAGGAGACGAGAAGAAGGACCCUUCCAAGUCCUCCUCAGACACAGACAGUGAGAGAGGAGGAGCAGCCGCCACCCUAGGACCUGUCAAGACCAACAGGAUGCCACGACAAGUGUUGGACCUGAAGCAGAUGAUCAGCGACUACACACGUCUUGAGGACAACGUUGGUGACGUGGGAAAAGGUCCACCGCGCACCCCAGGCAAUCCAGACCAGCCCCCAGGUGAGGAGGACGAGGACACUGGGUUGUGGGACGAGAAGAGCGUCAAGCCUCUUCUGAUGCCUCACUUUACCGGCGAGUUUAGGGACCUGGCCAACAUUAUACAGCGGGAAAUCCUGGUGGAGAACCCGGAGGUGAGGUGGACUGACAUCCUUGGGCUGGAGGACGCCAAAAGGCUGGUGAAGGAGGCGGUGGUCUACCCCCUCAAGUACCCGCAACUCUUUGUCGGGAGGUUCAAACCCUGGCGGGGCAUCCUCCUCUAUGGCCCUCCAGGCACAGGCAAGACUCUGCUGGCAAAGGCAGUAGCGACGGAGUGCAAUACGACCUUCUUCAACAUCUCGGCCACGAGUUUGGUGUCUAAAUGGAGAGGCGACUCUGAGAAGCUUGUUAGGGUACUGUUCGAGAUGGCGAGGUUCCACGCCCCCUCAACCAUCUUCGUGGAUGAGGUGGACGCCUUGAUGGCCUCCCGCCAGGGGGAGCAGGAACACGAGGCCUCCCGCAGGAUGAAGACCCAACUGCUGGUGGAACUGGACGGCCUCACCCAAGCCAACCAUCACGUCUUCCUGCUGGCUGCCUCUAACAUACCCUGGCAGCUGGACCCGGCGAUGCUCCGGAGGUUGGAAAAGAGGAUCUUGGUGCCUCUCCCAGGCAUGGAGGCGCGCGAGGCCAUGUUUAGACACCACUUGCCGGAGGUCAUUUCCGACUUGGAAGAGGCCGGCCACGCCAUCACCACCCACCUCGACUAUGAGAAGUUAGCACAGAUGUCGGAGGGUUACAGCGGCUCAGAUCUGCAGGUGGUGUGUCGGGAGGCGGCCAUGGGCUGCCUCAGGAAGGUCUUCAAUGUCCUCGAAGACCAUUCAGUGGAAGACUCAGAGCUACCGGACCUGAAGUUAGAUUCUAUUAAGAUGUGUGAUGUGGAGUCAGCUCUACAGAAGACCAAACCUGCCCAGGGUAACAAUGAACAGUACACUGAGUGGCACUCCAAAUACGGUUCUGCUUGAGGAGCUAUUGGUGCUGUAGUGUUUAGAGGUGUAGCAGUUACCGAGAGACUGAGUGUGUCGAGCUGUGACUGGUCAAACGGCCUCUGGUCCUAAUGGGCGUUAAUAUAGGAUAGAGUCUAAUAGGUCAGGGCCCAUUACAGUAGGUUAGGUUAAAUUAGAUUAGGUUACGUUACUAUGCCAAACGAACGCUCGCCAGCCUUCCCUCCACCUCGUCAUGAAGCAUUACUGAAAACAGCGCCUGACGAACGUUCGACUCCUUCCAUCCAUUUCAUCAUCAAAUGUUCAGGGUCGUUGCGCCAGACUUAUGUUCGCCAGACUUCCCUCCCUUCUGUCCUUACAUGGUUAUGGACACAACCACAAAAAAGUCACUCCGCUACACUGCGCCAGGUGAACGUACGCCAAUAUUCCCUCCACUCCUACACACCAUGCAGGCUGAAGCUACGCCUGACGAACGUACACCAGCCUUCCCUCCAUUUCUAUACACCAUGCAGGCUGAACCUACGCCAGACGAACGUUCGCUCAACUGCCUGUCACGGUUCUCUUUUAUGGCACAAACAAGAACCACCAGAGAGAAAGAGAGCUGAGGUGUGUGCGUGUGUGUGUGUGUCGUAGGUUAUACAAGAGUAAGUUAAGCAAGAUGUUUCCUUACA